UCUCCACGAGCCCGGCAACGGGAACCAAGGAAACCGAAGCCGCGAUGGCGAGCUUCUUCAGGGACGCGCGCCUCCCGCAGCAGCGCGUCGUCGAGGGCGUCCCCUUCCCGGCGGUGCUCGUCCCGAGCGCUCGUGCGGGCUCCUGCGCCGGCGGGGUCGACAAGUUCCUGGCGGCCGUGCGCUGCGAGAGAGCGUCCCGGCUGGAGCCGCUAGUGCGGGACGCGGGGGCCCUGCUGCUGCGCGGGUUCCCCGCGACGACGGCCGCCGACUUCGACCGCGCCGUCGACGCCUUCGGGUACGAGGAGCUGCCGAUCGUCGGCAGCGUCGCGCCGCGGACCAACGUCGUGGGCCGGGUGUUCACCGCCAACGACUCGCCGCCCGAUCAGAAGAUCCCCUUCCACCACGAGAUGGCUCAGGUUCCAACAUUUCCGUCCAAAUUGUUCUUCUUCUGCGAAGUGGAGCCAAAGAGUGGCGGAGAGACGCCGGUUGUACCGAGCCAUUAUGUCUACAAGAGGAUGAAGGAGAAAUUCCCCGGAUUUGUGGAGAAACUGGAGAAGGACAUGAUUGUAUAUACAAGGGUUUUAGGAGAGGGCGAUAACCCGUCCUCGUCAAUCGGUCGUGGAUGGCAAUCGACAUUUCUCACUAAAGAUAAAGCUGUUGCCGAGGAAAGGGCCGCAAAGCUCGGGAUAAAGCUAGAAUGGACCGACGACGGCGUGAAGACGGUCAUGGGCCCCAUCCCCGCGGUGAAGUGGGACGAGAGCCGAGGGCGGAAGAUCUGGUUCAACAGCAUUGUCGCCGCCUACAUUGGGUGGAAGGACGCCCGGAACGACCCCAUGAAGGCGGUGACCUUCGGCGACGGCUCACCCCUGCCCGCUGACGUCAUCGACGCGUGCGGCCAGGUCCUAGAGGAGGAGUCUGUGGCCGUGCCAUGGCAGCACGGCGACAUCCUCCUCAUCGACAACUGGGCCGUCCUGCACUCCCGGCGCUCGUUCGAGCCACCGCGUCGCAUCCUCGCCUCGAUCUGUAAAUGAUGUGUGUAGAUGCGCUGCGGGUUUGCUGCUCCGACGGGCGACGAAGGCCUGAAACUGGGAAUACUUUCACACGUUGGAAAGAGCGGUGUUUAGAAUAUUAGAGGUGUGCGUGCAGGCGAAAUAAUUGGUAUUUCGCCGCUCAAAACGUUGUCUCCUGGUUAUAAUUAUCAUUGUAUCUAUGAGUUGUGGGUCC
Zea mays is the source of this 1224-nucleotide messenger RNA. RefSeq names its product Clavaminate synthase-like protein. The record is from RefSeq and is marked provisional. The transcript is spliced from 3 exons. Bases 45 to 1031 code for a protein of 328 amino acids. Gene Ontology annotation, molecular function: oxidoreductase activity. NCBI's taxonomy places the organism in Eukaryota, Viridiplantae, Streptophyta, Magnoliopsida, Poales, Poaceae.